This is a messenger RNA of Cynocephalus volans (Philippine flying lemur), 1888 nucleotides long. RefSeq names its product calreticulin (gene CALR). The transcript has 9 exons. The coding region runs from base 71 to 1327 and encodes 418 amino acids. Gene Ontology annotation, biological process: protein folding. The record is from RefSeq and is a predicted model, not a curated record. Gene Ontology annotation, cellular component: endoplasmic reticulum membrane; endoplasmic reticulum. NCBI's taxonomy places the organism in Eukaryota, Metazoa, Chordata, Mammalia, Dermoptera, Cynocephalidae. Gene Ontology annotation, molecular function: calcium ion binding.
UCCGUACUGCAGAGGUGCUGCCUGAGGAUCGUUUUAAAGGGCCCGCGUGCCGCCGCCCCCUCGGCUCGCCAUGGUCCUGCCUGUGCCGCUGCUGCUCGGCCUCCUUGGCUUGGCUGUCGCCGAACCCACCGUCUAUUUCAAGGAGCAGUUUCUGGACGGAGACGGGUGGACUAACCGCUGGAUCGAUUCCAAACACAAGUCAGAUUUUGGCAAAUUCGUGCUCAGUUCCGGCAAGUUCUACGGUGAUCAGGAGAAAGAUAAAGGGUUGCAGACCAGCCAGGAUGCGCGCUUUUAUGCCCUGUCGGCCAGAUUCGAGCCCUUCAGCAACAAGGGCCAGACACUGGUGGUGCAGUUUACAGUGAAGCACGAGCAGAAUAUCGACUGUGGGGGCGGCUACGUGAAGCUGUUUCCCGAUAGCUUGGACCAGACCGAUAUGCAUGGAGACUCAGAAUACAACAUUAUGUUUGGCCCUGACAUCUGUGGCCCUGGCACCAAGAAGGUUCAUGUCAUCUUCAACUAUAAGGGCAAGAACGUGCUGAUCAACAAGGACAUCCGUUGCAAGGAUGAUGAAUUUACACACCUGUACACGCUGAUUGUGCGGCCAGACAACACCUAUGAAGUGAAGAUUGACAACAGCCAGGUGGAGUCAGGCUCCUUGGAGGAUGAUUGGGACUUCUUGCCACCCAAAAAGAUAAAGGAUCCUGAUGCUGCAAAGCCGGAAGACUGGGACGAGCGGCCCAAGAUUGAUGACCCCACAGACUCCAAGCCUGAGGACUGGGACAAGCCCGAGCACAUCCCUGACCCUGAUGCUAAGAAGCCCGAGGACUGGGAUGAAGAGAUGGAUGGAGAGUGGGAACCGCCAGUCAUUCAGAACCCUGAGUACAAGGGCGAGUGGAAGCCCCGGCAGAUCGACAACCCAGAUUACAAGGGCACAUGGAUCCACCCAGAAAUAGACAACCCUGAGUAUUCUCCUGAUGCCAAUAUCUAUGCAUAUGACAACUUUGCUGUGCUGGGCCUAGAUCUCUGGCAGGUCAAGUCUGGUACCAUUUUUGACAACUUCCUCAUCACCAAUGACGAGGCACACGCUGAGGAAUUUGGCAAUCAGACGUGGGGCGUCACAAAGGCAGCCGAAAAGCAAAUGAAGGACAAGCAGGACGAGGAGCAGAGGCUUAAAGAGGAGGAGGAGGACAAAAAACGCAAGGAGGAUGAGGAAGAGGAGGCCGAGGACAAGGAGGACGAGGAGGACAAAGAUGAGGACGAAGAGGAUGAGGAGGACAAGGAGGAGGAGGAGGAGGACACCCCUGGCCAGGCCAAGGAUGAGCUGUAGAGGCCGCACCACCCGCCUCCAGGGCUGGACUGAGGCCUGAGCGCGCCGCUGCAGAGCCGGCCGCGCCAAAUAAUGUCUCUAUGAGACUCGAGAACUUUCAUUUUUUUCCAGGCGGGUUCAGAUAUGGGGUGGAUUUUGGUUUUGUUUCCCCCCCCCCCUUUUUUUUAAUUGGUGUUUUGUCUUUGCUUCUCCAUCAACCCUCACUCUUGGUUCUCAUCUUUCUUCAUCAACAUCUUUUCCUUGCUCCAUCUCCUUCUCUCCCAGGAUCCAUUAGCUAGCCUCCAACCUGGGGCAGGGGUGUGGAGGAGAAGCCCCAGGCCUGAGAUUCCAUCUGUUCUCCUUCCUGUAGCCCAGAGGGGGGGCAGAAGAAGGGGGGUGGCAUCUCCAGCCCCCCCAGCACUGAGGAAGAACGGGGCUCUCUUCCCAUUCUGUCUCCCCCUUUCUCCCCUGCCCCCGGGACUGGGCCACUUCUGGAUGGGGCGGGGCAGCAGGUUCCAGCUGGGCUCACACUGAGAAUGUAAGAACUAAAAACAAAAUUUCUAUUAAAUUAAGUUUUGUGUC